AUGCUAGGAGGCGGUGGCUCGAACAUCUUGCGGGGUGGCAAGCGCUCGUUCGAGUGCAAGACGCUUGUCGGGAACUUCGUGGAGGAGGCCUAUCGCCCAGGCGCCGUGAAGGACGUUCGCGAUGGAGGCGCCAACUACACCAGCAACACGCGCAUUCAGAUGCAGGAAGGAGCGCGUAUCAAGGUGCAAGAGUUCGGUGCGGGACUACGCAACGUCAACGACACAUCCAACUACAACUACAACGAGCUAGUUGGGGCGGACAAGACGAGAGGAUCCGGGACGUGGCAAUCGAUUUCCCAGUCCUCGUACAGCAAUUCUAGCAAGCCCACAGAGUUCGCUGCGCCGCGGGAAAUGAAGGGGCGGACGAUGCGGGGCGAGGAACUACAGAAGCACCGCGAGCGAUGGAACAAUGAAAGUGAAGCACUCGUCAAGAUCCGCUACGUUACCGACGCCUCUGCAUCCAUGGACCCCAUCGUCAAGCCACAAUUCCGCAAAGAGCUUUGCAAACCGAUUCAGCCCACAUUCAAGUAG
Messenger RNA from Phytophthora nicotianae INRA-310, 531 nucleotides. RefSeq lists its product as hypothetical. NCBI's taxonomy places the organism in Eukaryota, Oomycota, Peronosporomycetes, Peronosporales, Peronosporaceae. The transcript has a single exon. The record is from RefSeq and is a predicted model, not a curated record. The coding region runs from base 1 to 531 and encodes 176 amino acids.